AGAAAUAACAAUAGUAAUACUGAUAAAAAGAAAGAGUAGAGUUAAAAAAAACUAAAACAACAAAGCAAACAGUUACAUGGGCACACACAUCCAUCCUCCUUAACGUCAGGUCACCUCCAAGCAUAUGUAUAUGUGCAUGCCUGUUAACCCAUGUAACUAUAUGUUUCCUUCAGUUAGACUCCAUAAAAUGGAUUUUCAUGCUGAUGAAUAAAUGUUGAAUAAAACUAAAACUUUGUUCAUGGUUUCAUGCAUAGGAUGAAUAUCUUAGCAGAAUGGCAUUUGGUUUAUCUACAUUUGAUUUAAAUGCUGGUAAACAAUCCACCUUAUUGUUAAAAGUUAUUACACAAUCAGUGUUUGACAAGAGGGAGGAAGGAUGUGUGCCAGUGCUUUUUGGGCAUGACAGGAAGUGUGAUGUAAAUCAUCAUUUACAGGAAUAAACCCUCUUGAUUUGCUCUUCGUAAAAGCUCUGUGAUGCUGAUUUUUUUAUUUUCGUUUUCACCUCUCAAGCAUGGCUGCAUGUCUCUUCAGUGCAUCGCACCAACCUCCACACUAAGGGAGGGAAGUGGGCGGGCAUCUUCUUGUUUUCAUAUUCAGUUUUUUUCUGCCCAACGCACAGACACGUCGUCUAUAAAGGAGGAUGUUUAGUCUGUUUAGUCUCUAGCUGUUUGAUUAUUGUGGGAAAAGUUCAUAUUGAAUGAAAGACAGAUUGAAAACCAGCUUGGGGACCCCCAGAGAGAGAUGUCUGGAAACAUCACGAACGACACCUGCGGGAGCAUCGACCUGAAAUUCACGCACGCCUUCCUGCCGCCCGUCUUCAUCACCGUGUUCGUGGUGGGCACGCUGUCCAACAUGUGGGGGAUCCGGAGCGUGUGCACGAGCUGGACCAAGAUCGGCAGCAUCAACAUCUUCAUGUUGAACCUCGGGCUCGCGGACCUGCUCUACCUGUUCACCUUACCGUUCCUCGUGCACUAUUACGCGCAGAGCAGCAAAUGGGUGUUCGGCCAGACGUUCUGCAAAGUGACGCGCUUCUGCUUCAACCUGAACCUGUACGGCAGCAUCGGCUUCCUCACCUGCAUCAGCAUCUACAGAUACCUGGGCAUCGUGCACCCCAUGAGGGUGAUGGGUAAGAUCAACAGCAGACACUCUCUGGCCAUCAGCGUCCUGGUCUGGAUCCUGGUCAUCGCUCAGAUCCUCCCGGAUAUGUUCUUCGACAAGAAUGAUUUAGAGCGACCAGACUCGUGUUUCGACACCACCUCGAACGAUAUGAUCGAGUACUACCUGCCUUACAGCCUCGGAUGGACCGUGACGGGUUUUGCCGUCCCACUAGUGAUCAUCCUGGUCUGUUAUGGACACGUUAUUGUGGUUCUUGCCACCAAAGCCAACGUGAAUCCUCUGCUGAAGAGCAGGUGUUUGAAGAUGGUGGUGUUUCUGGUGAUCCUCUUCUCCAUCUGUUUCAUCCCCUACCACGUGUUUAAAAAUGUGAACCUGGAGAUCAGGAUUUUGAAACUAAACGGGACUUGUCGCGCCAGUUACCGCAGCGUGUACAUCGCGCAUCAGGUGGGCAGAUGUCUGGCGUGUCUCAACAGCGCGAUCAACCCGCUCAUUUAUAUUGUUGGGAAUGAUGAUUUCCUCAAGAGGCUCCAUGAGCUCGGCAGACGGGCCCGGGUGUCUCUGGCCGGUCUGACUGGAGCAGUCCUGUACCGGAGACCCACGGAGACGGACUCAGGGACGCGCGAUAACUCCGACACGAUGAAAGGAUGAAUAAAAAGACGCACAAUCGGUUCCAAACCGAGAACACACACAGAAACAGAACUCCCACAUUACCGGGAGCAAAGUACAAUAAUGAGUUGAUGGUUUGCAAAGAUAUUAAGCCUCGUUAUCAGCCUUGUUAUCCUUGUUAUCCGCCAUCAGUCAUCAGCUCAGCAGAUGUGCCAGAUGCGCACAGAGAGGAAAUCUGUGCGUCCUGCAUACUGGAGGAUUUUCCUCUCUGUGUGUGUGUCUGCUGAAUGAACAUCAUUACAAAAGACAAAAACUUGUUAUUUACGGCUGAAGCUCCUGUUAUUAUCUGGUGUAGUAUAACUGAUUUAUUGCAUCAAGUAUUCAGUAUUAUUGUACAUUAGACUUAAAGGUCCCAUAUUGUGCUCAUUUUCAGGAUCAUACUUGUAUUUUGUGUUUCUACUAGAACAUGUUUACAUGCCGUAAUGUUAAAAAAAAAUGUUAUUUUCCUAAUACUGUCGGCCUGAA
Sebastes umbrosus (honeycomb rockfish) is the source of this 2244-nucleotide messenger RNA. Its product is annotated as P2Y purinoceptor 1-like. The transcript has a single exon. Lineage: Eukaryota; Metazoa; Chordata; Actinopteri; Perciformes; Sebastidae. Gene Ontology annotation, cellular component: membrane. Bases 739 to 1761 code for a protein of 340 amino acids. The record is from RefSeq and is a predicted model, not a curated record. Gene Ontology annotation, biological process: G protein-coupled receptor signaling pathway. Gene Ontology annotation, molecular function: neuropeptide receptor activity.